GGGAGGCUGUUAGGAAUGGUGGGAGUUGAAGUCCAGAACACUUGGAGGGCCCAAGUUGGCCUAUGCCUGCUCCAUAGCAUUGCAAGCGGUGUAGCGGCGCGGGCUCCUCCUCCACCUCCUCCUUCUCCUCAGCUCAGCCUACCUUCCGGGGCCCGCCCUUCGUGGAGGCUCAGCCUGCCUGCCUUCCUUUCCUGGGCCCUUUCCUUCGCCUCCAUGGAGGGGGCGGCGGGGCCCGGCGGGGCCUCUUCUCCCUCUCCUUCCCCGGCGGGGCUCGUCCUGGGCGUCGACGUGGGCAGCACCGUCCUCCGCUGCCAUGUCUACGACGCCGCGGCCGCGCUCAAGGGGUCCAGCGCCAAGCCGGUAGAAGUUCUUCGUCCUCAGCCAGGCUGGGUUGAAUUGAACCCUGACAGUCUAUGGACACUGUUUGUUGACGUGGUGAAAGAGGCAGUUCAAGUUGCAGGAAUUCAAAUGCAUCAGAUUGCUGCUCUUGGACUCUCAACGCAGCGAUCAACUUUCAUUACAUGGAACAAGAAGACAGGAAAACCUUUCCAUAACUUCAUCAGUUGGCAAGAUGUGAGAGCUGGGGAACUUACAAAAAUCUGGAACAGAUCUUUUUUAAUGAAAACAGUUCGUGGCAUUUCUUCACUGCUGCACUUUUUCACACGGAGCAGUCAGUUUUUGUUAGCAAGUUAUUUAUCGUUUACAACACAGCACAUCUCUUUAAGACUGGCUUGGAUUUUACAACAUAUAACUGAGGUAGAACAAGCUAUUAAAGAAGAUAAUUGUUGCUUUGGAACAAUUGACACAUGGCUACUAUAUAAGCUCACCAAAGGUUCAGUAUAUGCUACAGAAUAUUCAAAUGCAAGCUCCACUGGAUUUUUUGAUCCUACAAAGAUGCAGUGGAGCAUGUUCCUUAGCAAGUUACUUUCCAUUCCAGUAUCAAUUUUCCCACCAGUACAGGACACAAGUCACAACUUCGGAUCCGUUGAUGCUGAAAUAUUUGGAGCACCUAUUAAAAUAACAGCUUUGGUGGCAGACCAACAAGCAGCCAUGUUUGGAGAAUGUUGUUUUGAUGUUGGUGAUCUUAAGGUCACCAUGGGAACUGGUUCAUUUUGGGAUGUUAACACUGGAAGCAAAGUUCAUACAUCGAGGAAAGGUUUAUAUCCAUUGGUUGGUUGGAAGAUUGGAAAAGAGGUGAUCUACUUAGCUGAAGGCAAUGCCUCUGAUACUGGGAACGCUAUAAAAUGGGCUCAGAGUUUAGAUCUUUUUACCAGUGCUGAUGAGACAUCAAAAAUGGCACACAGCCUAGUAAAUUCAGGAGGAGUUUGUUUUGUUCCAUCAUUUAGUGGGUUACAGAUUCCAGUAAAUGACCCCUAUGCAUGUACUUCUUUUAUGGGGAUCACACCUUCCACCACCAAAAACCAUCUUGUUCGAGCUAUGCUGGAAUCUAUCGCUUUCAGAAACAAACAGCUCUAUGAUACCAUCACAAGAGAUGUGGGCAUAGAACCUACCUCCAUCCGAGCUGAUGGUGGAGUCAGUAAAAAUAAUUUUGUGAUGCAGAUGACUUCUGAUUUAACUAAUAAAACAAUAAGUAGACCUGCAAGUACAGACAUGUCUUGUCUUGGAGCAGCUUUUCUAGCAGGCCUUGCUGUAGGAUUCUGGAAUGACAAAGAACAGCUGAAGAAGUUAAUACGACCGGAUAUGGUUUUCAAACCACAAAAGGAGCCAGAGGAAUAUGAACCUGCCAUGAGUAACUGGAUAAAAGCUGUUCAGCGCUCUCUCUCGUGGUAUAGCCAGACAUCACCUUAAUGAGAUCAAUAUAAAAACUAUAGAUGAAUAUAUAUCUGAAAGGCUGGUUUGAAGAGCAAGCUCCAACACUAAUGCUGAUUCUGACUUGACUGUUUAGCAUUUGCUCUUCUGUAAAGUUACUCAAAAUGUACUAGCUGUUUUUCUGGAAUAGUAGUGACUAUGAUUCAGUUGUCCAGAAAUUGAAUGCUGGUGUUUCAUGUAUACCAAAGGGGUGGUUUUGUGUACAGACUAGAUGUGAUGACAAAGAUAUGUGAUUUCUGCUCGUUAUUUUUUUAAAAGCAAGCAAAACCUCAACUCAUUGAAAUCGAACUGUAUCAGUUUGCUUCUCCAUGAAAAACUUACGUAUUGGCAUCUGAGGGAGAAAACCUAAGCCGAGGUGCUUUCACACACCACGUUUGACCAAAGCAUCAAAAUUUUAAAUUGUUAAAGAAGAUUUAUUAGUUGAUGAUAAUCAUUUAUCAGAAAUUCUUAAAUUAAUUUAUGUUAAUUGCUGUUGUAGGAUAUAAACAUUUUAAUCCAGAAAUCAAUUAAAACACCAAAACGAGACAAAUAUGGCAGCACAUUUCUCAGAAUUACUUCAGAAGUAAAAAAUUUAACCAAUAUUUUUAAAAGGUCUAUAUUGUUGAUGUUAAUUACAAUAAAAAUAUUAAAAUCACUGUAAUGAAAGAGGUAAUUAAGUAGUAACUAACUAAUUUUAACUAUUUGUUUCAACUUCUUUAAGUUUGAUCAUGAAUCAAGAAAUUAUCUAGUUAGAAAGAACAUGGAAAAAAUAAUGUAGCUUUUUGUCUCUCUCAAGAUUUCAUCUAAUAUAAAAUGACCUCUGACUGACAUAGCCAUAUUUUGUACUAGUUUAUGCUUAUUUCCCCACAGAGUGUAUUUAACAGAAGGAAAACCCCUAAGUCCAUGUGGAUUAACCUCUUUAAGCUAAACAAAUGGAGAUAUAAGCAGACUGUUACUUCUCAAGCGGUGAUUGUCACUGUUUCCAAACUGAAGGUGUUCAAGCUGACCAUGUACAUUUCUUAUCUCAGGUCUCUAUACAAAAUAAGCAAGUAUAUUGGAAAUAGUAUUUGUGCCUAAAAUUGUAUCUUUAUUUAGAGUAUUUAUACCUCACUCCUUGGCCACAAAGGACCUCAGAGCAGUUUACAAAAAUAUUAAUUUGACACUAUAAAAUGAAGUGGGGCUGAAGAGGAAGUGAAGGUGGCUGCUGCUCUCUAACAUUUGCUAACUGGGGCAGUCUGUUUAAUUGUAGGGCUGGCUAUGAGUGCAAUAGCACACAACUUAAAUGGAUAGUAAAAAGAUUAGAAUAUCAACAUUGGGAAAUGUAUUUUUCUUCUUCUACAUAGUUAUUUUACAGCUGUGCUAAGUAGCUGUGAAAUGGCAUAGAUAUUUGGUCUCUGGUGUGAAGUUAUAUAUUCCAUCGACCUUUGGCCUUCCAGGUUGGUUAGUAGGGGUUUUUUGCCCUGCAUCUUCCAUUAUCCCUUGCCAUUUUAUCCAGUGGUGAUAGAGUAUGGGAGCUGACCCAAAAUCAUAUGGAGGGCCAUAGAUGCCCAUCCUUACUCUUGAAACACAACACUGCCUUAUAUAGAAACAGCAAAUCUAACUCAAUAUUGACUUAUAUUGACAGUGGCUUAGGAAUUUCAGCCAUGGGCUUCCCCCAGCAUUGUAUGGACAGGUAGAGGACCUUUCCUUAAUUUGUCUAUAUGUUGGGGAAGGAAUUGGGCAGCUUUGUAGGAUAAGACAAUAUUUUAGCAAAAAUCGCCUUCAGGCCAUAGCAGGCAUGGGCAAACUUUGGCCCCCCAGGUGUUUUGGACUUCAACUCCCACAAUUCCUAACAGCCUUAUGUCCUCCCCCCCCCCUGCUUUGGAGAAUAGGCAUUCCUUGGCUACAGGUCACUUCCUUCUGUUAAUGGUGCAAUCUGUGAAACUGAUAUUUUGCUGAAGAGAUAGGGUGGGAGGCUCCAGGUUAGGAUCAAUGAGAAAAUGUGGGUGGAGUAUAUGUUACAUCAUGUAGAUAAAACCUCAAUAAACUUCCAGGUCAUUAUUAUAAACCUCUAGUCCACAAUCAAAAGAUGCAGCCACAAUUAAGCAUAAUUAAAUGAUGUUGUUCUAGUACUAAAAUUUUAGAUUCUAGCAAAAAUUUAAAUACACAAUUCUGAUUUAUGCUGCCAUAUAUUACCAUAGCAGUGAUCCUCAAGGGUCUAGUUGGGGAGAGAGUUCAAAAUUAAUUUUUUCCAUGACAAUGUAUAUUUACUUCAUUUGGCUAAAGCCUGAACAUAAUUGAGGGAUCUAGUGAACGGUGUUUUCUUUUUGCAAUCACUGUUAUUCUCAUAUUGGUCUGUUAAGGAUGUUUACAUGUUUCUUAUAAUGGAGUAUUGUUGUUUCAAAUUUGUCUAUAUAUAUUUCAGAAAGACAAGAGCAUACUGUUUGUGCAAAACAGAACUAUGACAGUCUGAGUAACUUCUUUUUUAAUGCAGUCAGCCUAUGACAGAAUGUGUCUUGUAAAUGUUACUUAGCUCUAUAAGCUACAGCAGGCAUGGGCAAACUUUGGCACUCUAGGUGUUUUGGACUACAACUCCCACAAUUCCUAGCAGCCUCAGACCAUUUCCUUUCCCCCCUCAGCUGCUAAGCAUGAGGCUGUUAGGAACUGUGGGAGUUGUAGUCCAAAACACCUGGAGGGCCAAAGUUUGCCCAUGGCUGAACUACAGCCAAACACAUUUUUAAAUUCCGUUUAAAAUCUUACUGGACUUUUUUCAAUGAAAGGAAAUAGUGAUAACCAUAUUUCUGUUAGAGUUGCAACGUUAUGCAGUAUUUUGGACAUUAUGAACUAGCUAAGAACUGUAUCAGACACUACAUUUUGGAGGCACAUGUUCUAUAGACUGAAACAAGAAGAUGAAAUGCUAAACUGAAGUUGUUUUGUAUUCAACUUGUAAUUUCCUGUUAUAUGUAUAUAUUGAUACCUAAUCAGAGACAUAAAUACUAAGCUUGAAAUAACUUUAGAUUAUAUAGUGUGUGGCUUUUUCUGUGUAAUAAAUUGUUGCUGUCAGGCUUA
Molecule: messenger RNA, 4857 nt
Organism: Anolis carolinensis (green anole)
Lineage: Eukaryota; Metazoa; Chordata; Lepidosauria; Squamata; Anolidae
Gene: gk5
Product: glycerol kinase 5
Exons: 16
Coding region: 16-1809 (597 amino acids)
Biological process (GO): phosphorylation; glycerol metabolic process; glycerol-3-phosphate biosynthetic process
Cellular component (GO): mitochondrion
Molecular function (GO): kinase activity
Source: RefSeq, a predicted model, not a curated record